UCUUUACUCUUCUUGAGCUGUUCGGAACAGUUGGUGGUAUCUUUGAAGUUUUCGAAGUCACAAUUGCUGCCGUUCUCGGAAUGCUCUAUAGUUAUUACUCCAAAAUAUCUCUCGUGCAUGAGAUCAAGAAGAAUACAUUAAAGCUUGACCAAACCCAACAGGAAUUGGAAAUGCUCAGAAAGAUGUGAAGUAAACAGGAGCAAAGUACAGUUGCAAAAAGCAAACCUAAAAGUCUGAAUAAAAUUGCCGAAGAGAUUAAGCAUGAAGAUCAAGAUUCUGAAGAAGAAAAAGAGGGAGGAAGUUCCACUAUAAACUCUGACUAUGAAGAUUCUCCUGAUAAGAGAAAUAUGCUGAGGCGACAUCAGAAAAGACAACCUGCAGGAAGAAAAGUAAGGCACUGGAGGAAUUCGAACACUCCUUAUAAACAUUAUCUGGAAGAAGCUGAAUACUUAGGAGAAGAAAAUGGAUUUGGCUAUGAAUACCAUCAACAGGCUAUAGAAAUUCCAGAUCCUGAAAAGAUUAAUAAACUACAAGUUAAGCCUACAUCACAGUCUAAACUGAAAGAAAAUAGCUUCAGAGAUAUCUUGAAUGCUUUCAGCGAAGAGAAAGAUUGUCUAAAAAUUCUUCUGAGACUUAAUAUCUUAGAAGCCAAGGCUCAAUAUUUAAUGUCCCAAGAUAUGAAUUACAUAAAUAAUUUUUAAAACAGAUGGUUGUAUCUCCAAAGAAAAUCGUUCAAAAAUUCUAAAAUCAUCCCAAAACCCCCCAACAAAUACCCAACCCCCUCCAAAACUCCAUCACCACAACCCUCUCCUAAACACCUCAUCCUCCUCUCUCCUCCAAAAAGAGCCCACUAUUAAGAACUUCGACGCUACCAACUCAACCCUCCUAAAACCCCAGUUCCAAAAGAACUCCCUACCCAACUUUUCCCUACAAAAUCCCCCCAACAACCUCUCCUCUCAUGCACCUCCCAGUACACGUACAGUCAACCUCUUCAGGAAGAAAAAGUACCAAAUAGAACCCACCAGUGGCCAUCUAGAGUACUUAUAA
Moneuplotes crassus is the source of this 1047-nucleotide messenger RNA. The record is from the annotation of a GenBank genome assembly. Lineage: Eukaryota; Ciliophora; Spirotrichea; Euplotida; Euplotidae.